Molecule: messenger RNA, 261 nt
Organism: Protopolystoma xenopodis
Lineage: Eukaryota; Metazoa; Platyhelminthes; Monogenea; Polystomatidea; Polystomatidae
Source: the annotation of a GenBank genome assembly
AUGGAAAAAGGGUACAUUUACACACGUACAAAUACACAUACAGAUGCGCAAACAGGCGACAGUCUUGUAGACUUAGCCGAGUGUCUAGAUUUCCUCUUAGGCAUUGAACCAAGCUGUAUGUCCAACUCAAACUCUGACCGGAAGAAGUCGCACAGUCGCUCUUGUCAGCGCUUUCUCCAGCCUGGCCAGUUCAGACGACUUGGUCAUCCGACUGUACCCCCUGUCCCCCACCCCCGCCCCAUCUUCUGCGACGUACAUUAA